Microbotryum saponariae is the source of this 1246-nucleotide messenger RNA. The record is from the annotation of a GenBank genome assembly. Lineage: Eukaryota; Fungi; Basidiomycota; Microbotryomycetes; Microbotryales; Microbotryaceae.
AUGCCUGCUCAAUUCACCCUCUACUCGCACACGGGUGGACCCAACGGAUGGACCGGUGAGUCAUUGUCACAUCAUGUGGUUUUCACGCAGCACCGAGUCUUUCGGCCCCACAAUAACUGAAACGUCCUUGCUGCAAACCACGCGGUCGUCCCCCACCAGUUGCUUUCCUCUUGAAGUGAGUGCCCUUGUCGGGGAUGGUCCUCCUACACACCUAUGCUAAUUCUGGGUCAUCUUACUCCUCGACAGGGCUCUUGGUCUGUCUUACGAGACCAAGUAUCUCGACUUCUCGAAGGGGGAGCAAAAGGCCAGCGACUUUGUCAAGCUCAACCCGAACGGCAGGGUCAGUAGCUUCCACCUCGGGGAUCCCGAAGUCGGCAAAGGUGACUGACAGGGAGUAUCACCACUUUUCCUCCACACAGAUCCCCGCUCUCGUUGACCACCAAAACGGCGACUUCGUCGUUUGGGAGUCCAAGGCCAUCCUUCUGUACCUCGUUGACACUUGUACGUCGCCUGAGUUGGCCCGCACGAACUUUUCGAACACGCGCAAAUGCUGACCUAUUUCGAUGCUCCUCUUUACGACUUGAUGACGAGAAGACGACAAGGAGGGCAGAUUCACCGUCUCGGACCCCAAGGAGAAGGCACAGCUCAUUCAGCUCCUCUUCUUCCAGGCCUCCGGCCAAGGUCAGUGCUCGCGGCACCGUCGGUUUCCUCACAAGUCCAAUACACUGACACCCUCGUUUGCGUGCUCUCAGGUCCUUACUACGGUCAAUCCGCACACUUCUCCCUGUUUGCGCCCGAGAAGAUUCCUUGUAAGUCGGCGCAGUGAGCACCUAUUCCCCUGCCACCCAUGCUGACGCCAUCAUCCCGCCCUGCUCGCACCACAGACGCCAUCAAGCGCUACAAGGAUGAAGUCAAACGCGUUCUCGGCGUCCAAGAGGAGAUCUUGAAGGAGGCCAAGGGCGGCUACCUCGUUGGCGGCAAGGUCACGAUCGCCGAUCUCGCUUUCAUCACCUGGUCAGUUGCUCCUCGCCCUUGCCUCAACCCUUCCUCGUUCUGCUCAGUCAACUGAUUUGGUUCCCUACUGCACCGUUCUAGGAACGAGUUUGCCAUCGCCGCCAGUCUCGGCCCUGACGGCACGGACGUGUCCAAGGAGUUCCCGACCCUGUUCAAGUGGCACGAGGGCCUCAAGCAGCUGUCUUACGUCGCCGAGACUUACGCCGAGAAGGCCAAGGUUGGCGCGCACUAG